Miniopterus natalensis is the source of this 3396-nucleotide messenger RNA. RefSeq names its product mannosidase alpha class 2C member 1 (gene MAN2C1). Gene Ontology annotation, molecular function: alpha-mannosidase activity; carbohydrate binding. Gene Ontology annotation, biological process: oligosaccharide catabolic process; mannose metabolic process. NCBI's taxonomy places the organism in Eukaryota, Metazoa, Chordata, Mammalia, Chiroptera, Miniopteridae. The record is from RefSeq and is a predicted model, not a curated record.
AUCUUCUGGGAAGAGUACUGGGCGCGUGGCAAUGGCGGCGGCGGCGGCACCAGCACCGGUCCUGAAGCACUGGCGCACUACGCUGGAGCGGGUGGAGAAAUUCGUGUUGCCACUCUACUCUGCCCACGACUGUAACCUCCAUGGCAGGCUCUUCGGGGACAGCUGCCCGGUGGCCUCGCUCUCCAGUUUCCUGACGCCUAAGAGGCUUCCCUACCAGGAGGCAGUUCAGAAGGACUUCCGCCCUGCUCAGAUCGGAGACAGCUUCGGGCCCACAUGGUGGACCUGCUGGUUCCGUGUGGAGCUGACAAUCCCAGAAGCAUGGGUGGGUCAGGAAGUUCACCUUCGCUGGGAAAGUGAUGGAGAGGGCCUGGUUUGGCGUGAUGGGGAACCUGUUCAGGGUUUGACCAAAGAGGGGAAGAAGACCAGCUAUAUCCUGACUGAGAGGCUGGGGGAAGGAGACCCCCGGAGCCUGACCCUCUAUGUAGAAGUUGCCUGCAAUGGGCUCCUGGGGGCCGGGAAGGGCACCAUGAUCGCAGCCCCAGACCCAGAGAAGAUGUUCCAGGUGAGCCGGGCUGAGCUGGCCUUGUUCCACCGGGAUGUUCACAAGCUCCUGGUGGAUCUAGAACUGCUGCUGGGCAUAGCCAAGGGCCUUGGGGAAGACAACCAGCGCAGCUUCCAGGCCCUGUACACAGCCAACCAGAUCGUGAAUGUUUAUGACCCGGCUCAGCCUGAAACCUUCCUGAUGGCCCAGGAUCUGGCCUCCAGGUUCUUUGGCCAACGUGGAGGUGAAAGUCAACAUACCAUCCAUGCCAUGGGGCAUUGCCACAUUGAUACAGCCUGGCUUUGGCCCUUUAAAGAAACUGUGCGGAAAUGUGCCCGGAGCUGGGUUACAGCCGUGCAGCUCAUGGAGCGGAACCCUGAGUUCAUCUUUGCCUGCUCCCAGGCGCAGCAGCUCGAGUGGGUAAAAAACCACUACCCUGGCUUGUAUGCCCGGCUUCAGGAGUUCGCCUGCCGUGGGCAGUUUGUGCCCGUGGGGGGCACCUGGGUGGAGAUGGAUGGGAACCUUCCCAGUGGAGAGGCCAUGGUGAGGCAGUUCCUGCAGGGCCAGAACUUCUUCCUGCAGGAGUUUGGGAAGAUGUGCUCGGAGUUUUGGCUGCCAGACACAUUUGGCUACUCGGCACAGCUUCCCCAGAUCAUGCACAGCUGUGGUAUCAGGCGCUUUCUGACCCAAAAACUGAGCUGGAACUUGGUGAACUCCUUUCCGCACCAUACCUUUUUCUGGGAAGGGCUGGAUGGCUCCCGUGUGCUGGCCCACUUCCCACCUGGUGACUCAUAUGGGAUGGAGGGCAGUGUGGAAGAGGUGCUAAAGACUGUGGCCAAAAACCGGGACAAAGGGCGGACGAACCACAGUGCUUUCCUCUUCGGCUUUGGGGAUGGAGGUGGUGGCCCCACCCAGACCAUGGUGGACCGCUUGAAGCGGAUAUACAAUACAGAUGGGCUGCCCAGGGUGCAGCUGUCUUCUCCGGAGAGAUUGUUCUCAGCGCUGGAGAGUGACUCUGGGCAGCUGUGCACAUGGGUCGGGGAGCUCUUCCUGGAGCUGCAUAAUGGCACCUACACUACACACUCCCAGAUCAAGAAGGGGAACCGGGAGUGUGAGCGCAUCCUGCACGACGUGGAGCUGCUCAGCAGCCUGGCCCUGGUCCGCAGUACCCAGUUUCUAUACCCGGCAGCCCAGCUACAGGACCUCUGGAGGCUCCUGCUCCUGAACCAGUUCCAUGAUGUGGUGACUGGAAGCUGCAUUCAGCUGGUGGCAGAGGAAGCCAUGUGCCACUACGAAGACAUUCGUACCCGUGGCAACACACUGCUCAGUGCUGCGACUGCAGCCCUGUGUGCUGGGGAGCCAGGUCCUGAGGGCCUCCUCAUUGUCAAUACCCUGCCUUGGAAGCGCACUGAAGUGUUGGCCAUGCCCAGGCCUGGCGGGACCCACAGCCUAGCCUUGGUGACAGUGCCUAGCAUGGGUUAUACUCCUGCUCCUGCCCCCACCUCACUGCAGCCCCUGCUGCCCCAGCAGCCUGUGUUUGUUGUGCAAGAGACUGAUGGUUCUGUGACUCUGGACAACGGCAUCAUCCGGGUGAGGCUGGACCCGACUGGCCGCCUGACAUCCCUGGUGCUGGUGGCGUCUGGCAGGGAGGCUAUUGCUGAGGGCACUGUGGGGAACCAGUUUGUGCUGUUUGAUGAUGUCCCCCUGUACUGGGAUGCCUGGGACGUCAUGGAUUACCACCUGGAGACACGGAAACCAGUGCUGGGCCAGGCAGGGACCCUGGCAGUGGGCACUGAGGGUGGCUUGCGGGGCAGUGCCUGGUUCCUACUGCAGAUCAGCCCCAACAGUCGUCUCAGCCAGGAGGUUGUACUGGAUGUCGGCUGCCCCUAUGUCCGCUUCCACACCGAGGUGCACUGGCACGAAGCCCACAAGUUCCUGAAGGUGGAGUUCCCUGCCCGUGUACGGAACCCCCAGGCCACCUAUGAGGUUCAGUUCGGGCACCUGCAGCGGCCCACCCACUACAACACCUCUUGGGACUGGGCUAGAUUUGAGGUGUGGGCCCACCGCUGGAUGGACCUGUCGGAGCAUGGCUUUGGGCUGGCCCUGCUCAAUGACUGCAAGUACGGUGCAUCGGUUCGGGGCAGCGUCCUCAGCCUCUCGCUCUUGCGGGCACCUAAAGCCCCUGACACAACUGCUGACUUGGGGCGCCACGAGUUCACGUAUGCAUUGAUGCCGCACAAGGGUGAGUGCUACCUUGCCCCUUCUCUGCUCUCCUCCAAACCUUGGUUUUUCCAACAGUCAGUGGGGAAAAUAGCAGCCCCAUGCCCAUACCCCCUUUUGUACCACUGGCACUGUUCUGGCCUGUGCCCAGGCUCCUUCCAGGAUGCUGGAGUUAUCCAAGCAGCCUACAGCCUCAAUUUCCCACUGUUGGCGCUGCCUGUCCCAGGCCGGGUGCCCACAGCUGCCUGGAGUGCCUUCAGUGUGUCCUCCCCGGCGGUGGUGCUGGAGACCGUCAAGCAGCAGGCUGAGACCAGUCCCCAGGGCCGCACACUAGUGCUCAGGCUGUACGAGGCCCAUGGCAGCCACGUGGACUGCUGGCUGUACACAUCACUGCCAGUUCAGGAGGCUGUCCUCUGCGACCUCCUGGAGCGACGAGACCCUGCUGGCCACCUGCUCCUUAGGGACACCCGUCUGAAACUCACCUUUUCUCCCUUCCAAGUGCAGUCUCUCUUGCUUGAGCUGCAACCUCCACUGAAUUGAGUCCCUGAGGGUGGGGACUGUUUGUGGAAGGCUUUGGGGGCUGCCUCCCUGCCCAAAGCAACAAUAAAUCCUUGGCUCAGGAGCCCUACUGGUAA